AUGGGAUUUAGGCCCUCGGUGCGCCUGACCCCCACCACCAUGCUGUACUCGGGGCGCUCGCAGGACGGCAGCCACAUCCUGAAAAGCGCCCGGUACCUGCAGCAGGAGCUGCCCGUGCGCAUCGCCCACCGCAUCCAGGGCUUCCGGAACCUUCCCUUCAUCAUCGGCUGCAACCCCACCAUCCUGCACGUGCACGAGCUCUACAUCCGCGCCUUCCAGAAACUGAGCGACUUCCCCCCGAUCCAGGUGCGCAGUGACGAGUCUCGUUACUGCGCGUUGCUGCGGCAGCUGCUGGAGGAUCACAAGGACGUGGUGACGCUGCUGGCAGAGGGGCUGAGGGAGUGCCGGAGACACAUCCAGGACGAGCGGCUGCUGCGGCCGUUCCUGGACAAGACUCUCACCUCUCGCCUGGGCAUGCGGAUGCUGGCAGCGCAUCACCUGGCGCUGCACGAGGACAAGCCGGAUUUCGUCGGCAUCAUCUGCACCCGCCUGUCCCCCAAGAGACUGAUCGAGAAAUGGGUGGACUUCGCCAGGGCGACGAUGGAGUCGCACCUGGACACUCCGUACAACGUCCCCGACAUCGUGGUGACGAUCGCCAACAACGACAUCGACCUCGUCAUCCGGAUUUCGGACCGGGGAGGGGGAAUUCCCCACGAUCUGCUGGACAAGGUGACCGAGUACCAUUUCAGCACGGCCGAGGCGAGCGCGCAGGACCCGCGCCUGGGGGGGCCCUUCCGGGGCCUGAUGGAGCCCAACGGGCAGGCGGGGCCCAUGCACGGGUUCGGCUUCGGGCUGCCCACGUCCCGCGCCUACGCCGAGUACCUGGGGGGGUCCCUGGCGCUGCAGUCGCUGCAGGGCGUCGGCACCGACGUCUACCUGAGGCUGCGGCACAUCGACGGCAAGGCCGAGAGCUUCCGCAUCUAGGGGGGCUUGGGGGACCCCGAAAUCCCGGGAUCGGGGCGGGGAGAGCCGGGAGAACCUUCCGGACUCGGGGUUGGGUCAUCAGAACCUUCCAAAAUAGGGGUUGGGUCAUGGAGAACCUUCUAGAAUUGGGGUUUGGUCAUCAAAACCAUGGAGAACCUUCCAAAAUUGGGUUUUGGGUCAUGGAGAACCUUCUAGAAUUGGGGUUUUGGUCAUCAGAACCUUCUAGAGCUGAGUUUGGGUGAUCAGAACCGUGGAGAACCUUCCAGACUUGGGGUUGGGUCAUGGAGAACCUUCCAGACUUGGGGUUGGGUCAUGGAGAACCUUCUAGAAUUGGGUUUGGGUCAUGGAGAACCUUCCAGAGUUGGGGUUUGGUCAUCAGAACCUUCUAGAGUUGGGUUUAGGUCAUCAGAACCUUCUAGAGUUGGGUUUUGGUCAUCAGAACCAUGGAGAACCUUCCAGACUUGGGGUUGGGUCAUGGAGAACCUUCCAGAGUUGGGGUUUGGUCAUCAGAACCUUCUAGAGUUGGGUUUUGGGUCAUCAGAACCUUCUAGAGUUGGGUUUUGGGUCAUCAGAACCUUCUAGAGUUGGGUUUUGGGUCAUCAGAACCUUCUAGAGUUGGGUUUUGGUCAUCAGAACCAUGGAGAACCUUCCAGAAUUGGGGUUUGGGUCAUGGAGAACCUUCCAGAGUUGGGUUUAGGUCAUCAGAACCAAGAAGAACCUCCCAUAUUUGGGUUUUGGUCAUCAAAACCAUAAAGAACCACCCAAAUUUGGGGUUUGGUUCAUCAGAACCACGGAGAACCUUCCAGAGUUGGGUUUUGGGUCAUGGAGAACCUUCCAGAAUUGGGUAUUGGUCAUCAGAACCAAGAAGAACCUCCCGAAUUUGGGGUUUGGGUCAUCAGAACCAAGAAGAACCUCCCAAAUUUGGGGUUUGGGUCAUCAGAACCAUGGAGAACCUCCCAGAGUUGGACUUUUGGGUUUUUGGGGUGGAGGUUCUGCGGUGGAAUCGCCCGAAGUCGGGGUUUGGUCAUUAAAAAUCACGGAGAGAUUUCAA
Messenger RNA from Pseudopodoces humilis (Tibetan ground-tit), 1975 nucleotides. NCBI's taxonomy places the organism in Eukaryota, Metazoa, Chordata, Aves, Passeriformes, Paridae. The record is from RefSeq and is a predicted model, not a curated record.